AUGGCUAAACUGGACGCAAAAAUGGAAGAUAUAUUAAAUUCAGUGAGUUUUAUGAGCAAGCAGUUCGAUGAUUUUAACAAAAAAUUAGAAUCAUCACUGAUUGAAAUGAAACUUUUAAGAAACGAUAAUGAGAAAAUUAAACUUGAAAACCUACGAUUAUCUAACGAAAUUUUAGAAAUUAAACAAAAAUUAGAUUCAUUUGAACAACACAAUCUCGGCAACAGAGUUGAAAUAAAAGGAGUACCUAAGUCUCCCAAUGAAAAUUGUAUUGCUAUCGUGCAACAGAUCGCGAAAAAAUUAAAUAUUACAAUUACAACUACAGAAGCAAGUAGACUAUCAAUAUCAAAUAACAGCUAUCCAAUAAUAAUAGCAAAACUGGAAACAGCAGAAAUGAGAAAAAACCUUAUACGUUCAUCGAAAACAAUUAAGCUUAAUGCAAACAUGUUAUCUGGUAAUUGGUCAACUGAUAAUAAAAUAUUCAUUAACGAGCGCUUAACCAAGGACAAACGAAUUCUAUUUGCAAACACGAGAUCGACGGCCAAAGAAAAAAAUUAUAAGUUUGUAUGGAUAACAAACUCAGACAUUCUCAUCAGAAAAGAUGAAAACUCAAAAAUAAUUCGAAUAAAAUCGGGUAAGGAUCUUCUGACAUUGUAGUUUUUGUAAUCAGUAAAUACUGAACACACAUAUUUAAAAUGUAUAUUUCAUUAAUACUUAUUACAUACAUAUUUUUAUUUCCUUUUAUUUUACCUAAAACUCUAGUUAUUAGACUUUCAUUAGAAACUUAUCGAUAUUAUACCUAAUUUGUUUACUUUAAUAAUAGACUACAUUAUAUUCACAAAAAAGAAAAAAACGGGGAUAAAUAAUAAAUUAAACGAUCUCAAUGGCAUCAAUUAAUACACUUUUCGACAUCAUCGAUACAGAAAAUACACCAACUCACUCAAUUAAUAAGAUUAACACACAACUUCAUAACAAUGAUACCAGUUUGAAUAUACUAUUUACUAGUAUCAGAAGUAUUCACAAUCACUUAUCUGAACUAGAAUGUCUAAAUACAGCAAUUAAGAAUAAAAGCCAUAUCAUUAUUACAGCCGAAUCAUGGUUAGGAAAUAAUAUUGAUCAAAAAUACAUCUCGUUAAAUAACUAUCAAUUUUCAAUUUCUAAAAAUCAUAUACGCAAAUCAAACGGCAUAGUUAUAUUUAUUCAAAAAUAUAUAAAUUACACCACGGCUGAAUUUAUAAUACGAGAUACAAAUUGUCUGUUUACAACAAUAACAUUCAAUAAAAUUAAUUAUGGAAUAAUAUCAGUGUAUAGAUCUCCUAGUGGAAAUAUUAUAAAGCUUAUCGAGGAUUUCGAGGUAAUAAUCACUAAUAUAUUCAACUCCCAUGGGCAACUUACGUUAAUACUAAUAGGUGAUAUGAACAUAAAUUUAUCUGACACCACAAACUCUACAACACUAUACUAUGAUUUAUUAAAUUCUUUUAAUUUUAUCCAAUACAUUAAUUGCCCCACACGACCUUUGACCAAUAGUUGCAUCGACCAUAUAUUUAUUAGAGAUAAUCACAAACAUUAUAACAUUCACUCAGCAGUUAUAGACUCACUAAUUACUGAUCAUUAUCCUUUAUUUUUACAAUUAAAUCAUACCGCUCCACAACAAAUUAUAAAUUCAAAUAAUAACUCAUAUAAAUACGUCAACUUUAGAGAACUAAAAAAAGCAAUAUGAGCAACAUGGUUAGAUGGGCCAUCUAACCAUGUUAUAUAUAUAUAUAUAUACAAUCAUUAAUUAAUGAAAAAUUGUACUUUCUUUUUGGCCAAUAAAUUAUUAUAUUAUUAUUAACGGAAUUUUAGAGCUAUUUGUUUUAUAAGUUGUUUGAAAAAAAAAAAAAAAAAUUCCCAAAGAAUUAAUACUUUCCGAUACAAUGAUAUUGACUAUACUGUAAAUCAUAUAAAAAAAAAAAAGUGUUUUUCUUACGUCCGCGGAAUCUCGUGACUACAAUAACAAUACAAGCGGCAGGCGCAAUUUUUCGUAGUGUAUACAGAAAUAAAGUGUUGACAUUAUAAAUAAGUUGGUCUUCAUUCGGCAUAUUUUCUGUUUGUAGGACAUAUUGGAAUUUAUAGAGGAAUCGUCAAGCGGAGUCAUUUUGUUUUCAUUCGGUUCGACUAUUUUAAUGUCUUCAAUGCCGGAUCGCAUUAAAACCGAUAUUUUGGAAGCUUUGGCUCAACUCUCGCAAGGAACGUUGAUGGAAUACGAAGGCGAAAUGGAAGAUAAGCCGGACAAUAUAAUGCUUGGGAAAUGGUUCCCUCAACGGGAUAUACUUGGUGAGGUCACGAAUCAUAAUCCAAUGUAUGAAUAGAACGGGAACAGCCCAUGUCCGAAAUAGCGGAAUGAAGUUUUUACGAGGAAAAAAAAUAGCGCAAUUUAAAUUGUUCGUGUCAUUUACUCCCACUGCAUUUCGCGUCGUUUAUCGUGUGACAGUGGAAAACACUGGCGGCGAAUACGUUUCGAAAUUGUCUGCUCAAUUGUCAGUGUCAUGUCAAUCUGUUUAAGUAUAAGUCCGUGGGGUCACUUUGUCCACCAUACCCCCCUAAAAUUAACCACUAACUAAUUCACCACCACCGCUUCGAAAAUAUGAUCUUGACCAAAUAUAGGUAUCAUAAUUUGUUUCGAAUUUAUGUAAAAUUGUAAAACAAACGCAAUCGUUGUUGUUGUGUUGUUUUGAUUUAAAGCGCAUCCAAAUGUUAAAUUGUUCAUCAGUCACGGGGGAAUAUCCGGAGUGUACGAAGCAGUGGAUGCCGGCGUUCCCGUCGUUGGAUUUCCAUUGUGCGUCGAUCAGUAUAGGAAUAUCGACAACACUUGGUGGAAGCGGACAUGGCGAUUUCCAUGGACGUAUUGUCCGUGACUAAAAACGCGUUUUUCAAAAAUGUCGUCGAGCUCGUUAAAAACGAAAAGUAAACGAUUGUUAAUCGCCUGAGAAUCCGAUAACCGGUAAAAAUCUCAUUUCGUAUGAUUCGGAUUAGAUACAAGAAAAACGCCGAGAUCGCUUCGAGUAUAUUCAAAGACCGUCCGAUGUCACCGCAACAGUCGGUAGUGUACUGGACCGAGUACGCGAUUCGUCACAAAGGAGCGCCGCAUUUGAAAUCGCAGGCGCUCAAUUUGACGUGGUAUCAAUACUUCUUGUUGGACGUAAUUACUACGAUGUCAAUUUUAAUAGCCGUCAUUUUUUUCGUUGCUUAUAAAGUUUACACAAUUAUUUACAAGCUAUUUUUAAAAUAUCCACAGAAAAUCAAAACUAAAUUGGAAUGA
Molecule: messenger RNA, 3298 nt
Organism: Cinara cedri
Lineage: Eukaryota; Metazoa; Arthropoda; Insecta; Hemiptera; Aphididae
Source: the annotation of a GenBank genome assembly